UAUUUUAAGGAAUUAACCACAAACAUGUUGCUACAUAUGUUAUUUGCUGAUCUUGGUGCAAAUGGCUUGCUCAUUGAAUAUGAGGAUAUGUUUUCCAAUGAAGGAGAGCUGAAAGUUCUUCAAUCUACGGCUCAGCCUCCAUACAGAUUGUCUUCCAGGACGUCUUGCUCCUUUGCUGGGGCAAAACUAGCUGAACUCAUAGUGAAGCUGACGUCUCUGCUGGAGUCUACAGAACUGAUACAUUUUCAGAACAAUAUGAUUCGUGAUGCCGUGGAGAGCCAGGUGCGAGAGGUGAGAGGAGAGAUGUGUCUGCUGUACUCAGACUCUACAGCUCAGGAAUGCACUGUAAAAAAUUUCUGUAAAUUUACAGCAUAUUAACAGCGUAAAUAUACAGUACUGAACUGUUUUCUAAAAUUACGGUGUCUUACCGUAAAUGCACACGUGAUCGGUGGGAGAGGGGGAACCAAAGGCUAGCCGACACAUGGAGGAGCAUGGUUUCAGUCAAAGUUUUAUGGAUUUCAUCUCAAGUUGAGGCUCAUUUACAGGUAAGCAGAUCAAAGUCUGAAUACAUUUUUAUCUUAAACUGCAGCGUUUUUUUAAUGUGGGAACAAUAUUUUAAUUUACCUUUGACAAAUCUUGCCAAGACGGUGAACUAGCAUGUAUGCAAUU
This is a messenger RNA of Carassius auratus (goldfish), 669 nucleotides long. RefSeq names its product hexosaminidase D-like. The transcript has 3 exons. The record is from RefSeq and is a predicted model, not a curated record. The coding region runs from base 25 to 378 and encodes 117 amino acids. NCBI's taxonomy places the organism in Eukaryota, Metazoa, Chordata, Actinopteri, Cypriniformes, Cyprinidae.